Molecule: messenger RNA, 630 nt
Organism: Macrosiphum euphorbiae (potato aphid)
Lineage: Eukaryota; Metazoa; Arthropoda; Insecta; Hemiptera; Aphididae
Source: the annotation of a GenBank genome assembly
AUGAGUUUCAGUUUGUACAGCGACAUGUACAUGGCCAAUUCGAGUUUUUCGAAAAACAUGGUCAAGGCUGUCAAAAUGAGUUUCUCCGUCAUCUUAAAACCCACGGUCCUCGGUCGGACGUCGACUCGGUUGAAUCUGUCGGCCAGACGGCUAGGACCCACGAUGUCUAGACCUCGACCAGUGCCGCCGCGGUCGUCGUCGUCGACCUGUUGCACCGUCGUGUCAAUGUGUCCGAGUCUCAUAGAAGACGUGACCGUGCUACAAUCGUCACCUGCGAUGGUGGAAGUGGCGGCGGAAGUCUCUGCAGAAGUGGUGGAGGUGGCGGUGUCGCACAGAUCGGUGGUGUCGUCGUCGCAAUCGAUCGCAUCCACUGAGGCGGCCGACUGGUCAGUGGCGAUGGCCGACGAGGCGGUGGCGAUGGCCGAAGACGCGGUGGCGAUGGCUGUCGAAGCAGUGGCUAUCGCAGAAGAGGCGGUGGCGAUAGCGGAGGAGGCGCUGGCCACGGCCGAGGAGACGGUGUCUGCUGUCGGCGGCGGGGCAGUGGUGUCGGCUGUAAACACCUCGUCCACCGGCCACAACACCAUGAGUCCUGAGGAAAGAGAACAUUUUCCGUCAGUGCAUUACUUAUAG